Messenger RNA from Hordeum vulgare subsp. vulgare (domesticated barley), 1046 nucleotides. RefSeq names its product ADP-ribosylation factor 3. The record is from RefSeq and is a predicted model, not a curated record. NCBI's taxonomy places the organism in Eukaryota, Viridiplantae, Streptophyta, Magnoliopsida, Poales, Poaceae. The transcript has 8 exons. Gene Ontology annotation, cellular component: Golgi apparatus; cytoplasm. Bases 249 to 797 code for a protein of 182 amino acids. Gene Ontology annotation, molecular function: GTPase activity; GTP binding. Gene Ontology annotation, biological process: intracellular protein transport; vesicle-mediated transport.
AAAGUGGACCCGGCCGUGCCUUACAUUUUCCUCCCCGACCUCCGUACCAAACACAGCCAGCCGCUCCAAAUCGCCGAAGCAACUGAUAGGAGAGAGGAAGUGGGGGAGAGAUCUUCGUCUUCACCACUCGCGCGCGCAAGCUCGCUCGCUCCAGAUCUCCCCCUUCCAUCGUAGAUCCCACGACCGCAAGCCGCCGCGUCCCCGACGAAACCCUAGCUCGCGCCCCUCCGCCGCGUAGGGGCGCCGCCAUGGGCAUCGUGUUCACGCGGCUCUUCUCGUCAGUAUUCGGAAACCGCGAGGCUCGCAUCCUCGUCCUCGGCCUUGACAAUGCCGGCAAGACUACUAUCCUCUAUCGGCUGCAGAUGGGGGAGGUCGUCUCCACGAUCCCAACAAUCGGCUUCAACGUGGAGACGGUGCAGUACAAUAACAUCAAGUUCCAAGUUUGGGAUCUCGGUGGUCAAACAAGCAUAAGGCCGUACUGGAGAUGCUACUUUCCAAACACUCAGGCUAUCAUAUAUGUUGUUGAUUCAAGUGAUACUGAUAGGCUGGUAACUGCAAAAGAAGAAUUUCAUUCUAUCCUUGAGGAGGAUGAGCUGAAAGGUGCGGUUGUCCUUGUAUAUGCAAAUAAACAGGACCUUCCAGGUGCACUUGAUGAUGCUGCCAUAACUGAAUCAUUAGAACUUCACAAGAUUAAGAGCCGCCAAUGGGCAAUUUUCAAAACAUCUGCUAUAAAAGGGGAGGGCCUUUUUGAAGGCUUGAAUUGGCUCAGUAACGCACUCAAGUCCGGAAGCAGCUAAUGCAGGCUCCAUUCCGCGAAUCAUUGCUUGAUGGUAAGGAACAGGGACGAUGACAUCCUUCUCACUAGUCUGCGUGAAAAUCACAUUCUCUUUAUUUAACUCGGAAGUUAUACACAAUCAGUUAUCUGUAGAGUGCUUGUUGAAGUUUCCAGAUACAACACCAGGUGUACCCAUAUCGGGAGCAAGAAUAUAUUUGUAGAACAUACUGAGCAGACUUAUGGUUUGAAAUCUAUGGCUUCACCGCGUAAA